GAAAGAAAGAGACAGGUUUACGCUAAGCUCUCUAAUGGAUUCAAGCGUUGCUGAACGUCGACUUACCGCCAUUCACGGCCACCUUGUUCCCGCCGCCGCCGCCUCUAUUCAUCCCGUCCUCCAUGCUAAUCCAACCGCCGGUGAAUUCCUCUACGAGCAGGGUUAUAGUGUCGUUCUGCCUGAGAAACUGCAGACUGGAAAAUGGAAUGUAUACAGAUCUGCUCGCUUUCCAUUUAAUCUCGUGACUAGAUUUCCAGAUCAUCCCAGUAUCGGUACAUUGCAUGAUAAUUUCGAAUAUGCGGUUGAUACCUUCUGCGAUUACAAAUAUCUAGGUACAAGAAUCGGCGACGAUGGUAAAGUUGGACACUACAAGUGGAUGACAUAUGGAGAAGCUGGAACAGCUCGGGCAGCCAUAGGUUCCGGCCUAAUAAAUCACGGAAUACCAAAGGGCUCUUGUGUUGGAAUAUAUUUCAUCAAUAGACCAGAGUGGCUCAUUGUUGAUCAUGCUUGCUCUGCAUAUUCUCUUGUAUCAGUUCCUUUAUAUGACACACUAGGUCCAGAUGCAGUCAAGUACAUUUCUAACCAUGCGGAUGUGAAAGCUAUAUUUUGCGUGCCUCAAACGUUGAAUUCUUUGCUAAGCUUUUUAUCCGAGAUUCCAUCCGUAUGUUUGGUUGUGGUGGUUGGAGGAAUGGAGAAUGAAGUGCCUUCAUUGCCAACUUCAACUGGCAUUCAGAUUGUUACAUAUGCAAGAUUAUUAAGUCUGGGCCGAAGUAACCUUCAGCCUUUUAUUCCACCAAAACCAGAUGAUACCGCAACCAUUUGCUACACCAGCGGUACAACCGGAACGCCAAAGGGAGUCGUGUUGACACACGGAAACUUGAUUGCAAGUGCCGCCGGAUGCAGCUCCUUUACAACAUUUUACCCCUCAGACGUAUACAUAUCAUAUCUUCCUUUGGCACACAUUUAUGAACGAGCUUAUCAGGUUGCUUUACUGUAUUUCGGAGUCGCCAUUGGAUUCUACCAAGGGGAUAACAUGAAAUUAAUGGAUGACCUGGUUGAACUACGACCGACAUUAUUUUGCAGUGUCCCUAGACUUUAUAACAGAAUUUACUCAGGUAUUAUCAGCGCCGUAAAGUCAUCCGGUCCUCUAAAGGAGAGACUUUUCAAUGUCGCCUACAAUUCCAAGAAGCACGCAAUACUGAAUGGAAAGAGUCCUUCACCCAUGUGGGACAAAUUGGUGUUCAACAAAAUAAAAGCCCGACUCGGAGGACGAGUUCGUUUUUUGAGUUCUGGUGCUUCACCCUUGUCUCCCGAUGUCCUAGACUUCUUGAAGAUCUGCUUCGGUGGUCGGGUAGUGGAAGGUUACGGAAUGACUGAAACUUCAUGUGUUAUAAGCAGUAUGGACGAGGGUGACAACCUCUCCGGCCAUGUUGGCUCUCCUAAUCCGGCUUGUGAAAUAAAGCUCGUGGAUGUCCCGGAAAUGAACUACACAUCGGGUGACAAGCCGUAUCCUCGUGGAGAAAUCUGUGUUCGGGGUCCGAUUGUUUUCCGAGGAUACUUCAAAGAUGAAGCGCAGACGAGAGAGGUACUCGAUGAAGAUGGUUGGCUUCAUACCGGAGAUAUAGGGCUAUGGUUACCCGGCGGCCGUCUAAAGAUCAUUGAUAGGAAGAAGAACAUCUUUAAGCUGGCUCAGGGAGAGUACAUAGCUCCGGAAAAAAUCGAAAACGUAUACGCUAAAUGCAAAUUUAUUGCUCAGUGUUUUGUUUACGGUGACAGCCUGAAUUCUACAUUGGUAGCUAUCGUCUCGGUGGACCACGAUGCUUUAAAAGCAUGGGCCGACUCCGAAGGCAUUAAGUACAAUGAUUUAGCACAGCUGUGCAAUGACCCAAGAGCAAGGGCUGCAGUCCUGGCUGAUAUGGAUGCUCUCGGAAGAGAAGCUCAGCUGAGAGGCUUCGAGUUUGCAAAAGCCGUGACGUUAGUGCUCGAACCAUUCACGAUGGAGAACGGUCUGCUUACUCCGACGUUUAAGAUCAAGAGACCUCAAGCGAGGGAGUAUUUCGCGAAAGCCAUUUCGAACAUGUAUGCGGAGCUCGCGACAUCGAUCCGUCGCCUCGGAAGUAGUUGACAUAAGUCUCAAGUAUGUCCUAAUCCCAUAAAUACACAGCUACUUCAACUGUUAUUAUUUCCUUACCUCGUAAAUAAAUAUUACAUCGUAAUGUCCAAACACGAUAUGAAUAAUACAUUUAUAGGUUUUUUUUGACAUUAUAUUGACCUUGGGGACCUUUUUAUUCGUAAUGAAAAACUCUAUUAGUAGAUCU
Molecule: messenger RNA, 2318 nt
Organism: Hibiscus syriacus
Lineage: Eukaryota; Viridiplantae; Streptophyta; Magnoliopsida; Malvales; Malvaceae
Product: long chain acyl-CoA synthetase 6, peroxisomal-like
Exons: 24
Coding region: 35-2125 (696 amino acids)
Biological process (GO): fatty acid metabolic process
Cellular component (GO): membrane; endoplasmic reticulum
Molecular function (GO): long-chain fatty acid-CoA ligase activity
Source: RefSeq, a predicted model, not a curated record